Molecule: messenger RNA, 612 nt
Organism: Striga asiatica
Lineage: Eukaryota; Viridiplantae; Streptophyta; Magnoliopsida; Lamiales; Orobanchaceae
Source: the annotation of a GenBank genome assembly
AUGGAGAAUGUUACGGAGGAGAAUGUUACGGAGGAUGUCUUGCCAUGCCAAACCGGUCCCGAAGCCAUUGCCGACACCGAAAAUGUGCCAUUGGUAAGGAGGGAGCCUUUCCUCGUAACCGAGAACCUCGAGGACAAUCUUUUCAAUAAACUACGAGACGAGAAGCCGGUAUUUGGCCAUAUGAUUACGAUCUUCGGUGAGUAUUUUGGAGCCACAUAUGGUGGGGAAUUCAUGAAAAAACGGCCGAUCACGUCACAUGAGUUAGUCCAAGCGGAUCUCGCCAUUAACCGCUACGAGGUCAAACCAUAUCAUACCCGAAAAUGUGUUGAAGCCUAUAUCGAACGAGUGAAAGUCUACAAAAAGGGCCAAGCCGCUACAAACGCCGAACGUAUUGACCGAGAAGUGCUCCUCCCCUCCGAACCUCAACAAGGAACCGAGCCACAAGAGCCGAACCCCGACCAACCGACGAUGUCCCCGAAGGCCAACCCAAAUCCGAUGAGAUACACCAACCGAUGGAGCAACCCGACACUUCCUCUACUCCUCAAUGCCCCCGACUUCCGACUGAGCCCUCCGCGACCACCACUUACGAGGCUAACCCGUGGACCAGGAUAA